AUGUCCAAUCACAGACAAGAACAGGUGAUUGGCACUACUUACAGCCAAUUACUGAUCGUUUUGGGAUUUAAUUUUGAUUGACACCGACUUGGACCAAUCAUCGUACAGGUUUGACUGUCCGAGAGUAGGCGUGAUUUCCUUGUUAACUUAGCAUUGCGGCCUCCGCUGAAGGACACCUGUCUCAUUCUGUUUCCGUAGGGGUCGUGUGCUAAAGGUAAGGCUAACUCUUAAGUCAUUUAAAAACGACUUAAGUGUUUUUGAGACAUGUCGAAACACAGUAGUGUUAUAUUUCAAGGGUUUCUGUAUGUAGUUUCUUUGGAGCAAACGCUGUGUGGUUAAUCUAGCAUGCUGCUGCGAGAUGUGUUAGCAGAGAAGCUAAAGAGAGUCUGAACGGAUCAAAGUCAGUCUGCAGGAAAAGUCCAGUUUAUGCAUUGUUCCACCUCAGUUUAGGGACAUUUUAGUUAGACUGAGUUUAAAUACUGAUUCACAUUAAACUUGAAUAUUGCACAAAAACUUGUUUCAUUGAAAUAAUACUGAUGGCAUUUUAACCAACAUCGUACUGAAUGUCCUUUACAGUUUUACAAUAACGGCGAUCAUCUCAAACGCUGGUUAAAAUUGCAUUAAAAUCUCAUGCUUGUUAUACUUAAUAGUGACAUUUCUAAAAAUGAAAAGACAUUAUGUACAUUAAACAUCCUUAAGUGAUGCUGGUGCAUGUCUGACACCUCUGCGGGUUUCUUUAGUUUUAUCUAUAUUGUGACUGCUUUUCUUUGUCACAUUAGUAUGAUUUUUCUUUUUAAUGUGUAAGGUAUUUUAAAGAGAGAGUGAGAUUUUGUGAGUCGACAUCUUGAUUUGCUCAGGCCAACAGUCCUGAAAACAGAGAGAGUUUCUAAUUAACCUACACUCUUAAUUUUGUCAAGUUAAAGAUUUCAAAGUGUGAAACUCUUGUUGACUACUGUUUUUGCACUUUAUCAUUUAAAUGCAUCAGCUUCAGAUUUUUGAGUCACCAGUUGUUCCCAAGGUCACUGUGAGUAUGCUUUAACUCUGUCACCCUUCUUCUGCUCAUAUUAGGACCAUUCUCAAGCCAUCAUGGGUGGACACGAUGCAGGGUCUCAGCACCAGUUCACUGGGAUCGCCAAGUACUUCAACGCUUACACAAUCACCGGAAGGAGGAAUGUGAGUUGUUUGUAACUAAUAACUUUACACAUUACCUGCAUUCACAUAACUGUAAAUGUUAAACUGUCUAACCAACUUGAAUUUCUUGUUUUCCUUAUUUAGUGUGUCUUGCUUACGUACGCCAGCAUAGCAACCAUUGCUCUUUUCUUCAAAUUGAAACCCAAGAAACAGGCGGCUGUCACAGAAAAGUGAUCAUGUAAGUGCGUUUUGAUACCAACAUCCUGUUACUUUCAGAAUUCAGUGUGCGAGUUAAGUGUCACCUCCUUUUCAUUAACUCGAGGCCCUUUCUUGUCUCCUUACAGGUGUCAGUUUUGGCCAUGUCUAAUAGCUGGUAGUGGUGAAAGCGACUGGAUAUGCUUGUGA
Xyrichtys novacula (pearly razorfish) is the source of this 1536-nucleotide messenger RNA. The record is from the annotation of a GenBank genome assembly. Lineage: Eukaryota; Metazoa; Chordata; Actinopteri; Labriformes; Labridae.